Nematostella vectensis (starlet sea anemone) is the source of this 2305-nucleotide messenger RNA. RefSeq lists its product as uncharacterized. The coding region runs from base 115 to 1062 and encodes 315 amino acids. The record is from RefSeq and is a predicted model, not a curated record. The transcript is spliced from 9 exons. Gene Ontology annotation, molecular function: oligosaccharide binding. Lineage: Eukaryota; Metazoa; Cnidaria; Anthozoa; Actiniaria; Edwardsiidae.
AAUAUUCAAACAACAUUUAUUAGAUGAUACAUUAAAGAGAGUUUGCGUUGAAGUGAUGAAAAAUGUGCUCAUUUUGGCCGGGAAAAAAGUUUUUAAAGAAUCAUCAUUUACGGGAUGAUGGUCAUUGGCAACUUCUCAUUGUUUCCAUGGUUACUACUCCUGCGAUUAGUCAGCGGUCAGCAAUGUGAGUCAUCGUAUUCCAUAUAUGGUUAUGAGGUGAAAGGUCACACAAUUCGCGAGAGCGAGGCGUGGGAUGUCGUGGAUUGCAUGUCACGGUGUCAGUCGGAGUUCUUCUGCCUUAGUAUCGCCUUCCGUAAAACAGACAGGAUGUGUAUGCUGAAAAACGCGGACCGGCACACACAUCGUGCGGACUUCGGACCGGGAAGUCGGGGAGUUCAAUACAUGGAAAACAUGGAACCCUACAAUAAAAGACGAGUCCAGACGUGCGCAGAUCUAAAGGCCGCGCGCGCGUCUGCCCCGAAUGGGUAUUACCGAGUGACACUUGCUUCUGGCCGAAGGCUCGCGGUCUAUUGUGACAUGGAAGACUUUGGUGGAGGGUGGACGCUCGUGGUAGGCAUCAGCUCAACCGACAACAACCAUCUGCAGCGGUCAAAGCACAACUGCAUGCACGAACAGCUCUGUGUUCCGUUCACUAAUGCCACCAUCACAGCGAGAAAAUUAUCUGAUGCGGACAUCCACCAACUUGCCGAAACAGAAGGUUCUUUCCGAGUCGACUACGACUUUCGAUACACCGGGUUUUUUCGCAUACCAUCCGGAUAUUGGAAUUUUGAUUCCUCUUGCUCAGGAACGAGCUGCACCAGGAUAAUUGUGUCGCACAAAUACCCGUAUGUGUGGGAGUCCAACUGUAAAGGCGUGUCCCUGGGGUACAAAAUUCAAAGCACAGGCUCGCACAGAGUGUUUGAUUGUCAUGAUGACGGGGAAUGUGGAGGGGGCUUAUGGCUGUCAUCAAGAUAUCACUCUGAACGUAUCCUUUAUGGCUAUCCUGGACUGUCAUCUACUGGACUCUACAAAAAUAAACAAGGACAUCUUUGGGUCCGAUAAAAACAACGGGACAAAAUUAUGGGUAUAGAAGCAAGGCAAGAGAAUCAUUGAAAGGAAUUAAAAGUGACUUCUCCCCUUAGUCCCCCCCCCCCCCCCCGGCCGCUUUUCUCGCCCACGGACCCCUUCCCCUCCCUUUAGCGCCGCUACGCAGGCAAGAUCUACUUGAUCUUGAUCAGCUUCAAAGCGUCUCGGCCUCAGUGCCCCUCGGCCUUUUAUUUCCUUUUAUUCUCAAAAGAGUAGUACAGGCUAGCAUUAGGAAUUGAUUUGAUCUCUUUUUUUUUGUUUUCUAAAAUAGAACGCUAAAAAUGUUCUCCUUGUCGGCCGUCGUCGCAGGGAAAACAACACACCUUUUCUACAAUGAAGUUAUUUUAAUUUGAAUUGAAGCUGUUUACUGCGUCCAUUGCAUUGGAUGUUAUCCUCAAUAUAGACAGACUAAUGUAAAAAAAAACUAUGAUAAUAUAUUUUACAGUGACACAAAUUCCGCUAGCAACACCCGCACAUGACGCACCUGAACGAGGGGUGUGAUUUCUCAUGAAAUGAUACUCUCGUUAUUCGCGGGAAAUCUUGUGUUUUGCCUUAGCUAAUAUACUCGCAUAAAGUAAAAAAAAUUGACCUGAGAUAAAUCAAUGUAACAUUUUUAGGUGAAAGGCACCCAAAGUUAUUAUUAGUCAGGCUUUGCUUGUAUACUAGUAAUGUCAUAAUUUUAUCGCAGUAGCUUAUGCCCGACAGUCGGGAAAGGUCCUUAGCGGACUAAAUGCCCGAAAGUUCUUAAUUUAUUCAGAUAACAAAUUGUCGACCUAUUGAGCUCAAAGUAUUCUAUAUUUGUUGAGAAAAGGCACUAAAUUAAGCCUUAUUGUCGGUAUUGGAUAUUUUCUGUUGUCUCUGUACUGUGCACUAUAGAAUCGUAAUUUUAGUGGUAUUAAUCGACAGCUCUCGAUUUGCUAAAAUAUCACGGUAAAUUUUUAACCUCUUGUGAGUUCAAAGUAUUCUACGUUUGUUUCGAUAGGGCAAGCCAAUCUUUUAUGUUGGAAUUGUAGGUUUUUUCUUGCUUGUAAACACUAUAAACCUUUCCCGACUGUUAUUAUAGAAUCGAGCAGAUAGAAUUAAAGUGUCACUAAAAUAGCGAUUUUAUAGUGUAUACACAAGCACAGGUUCCCAAAGCUUAUGUUACAUUGUACGUGUUGCAUUCAUAGUUACUGUAAAGAUAUGGUGCGUUACAAUUAAAAAAAUGGGACGAAAAAUA